Messenger RNA from Neofelis nebulosa (Clouded leopard), 4032 nucleotides. It is a transcript of the gene DGKG, whose product is annotated as diacylglycerol kinase gamma. Gene Ontology annotation, biological process: intracellular signal transduction; diacylglycerol metabolic process; lipid phosphorylation. The transcript has 25 exons. Lineage: Eukaryota; Metazoa; Chordata; Mammalia; Carnivora; Felidae. Gene Ontology annotation, cellular component: plasma membrane. Bases 543 to 2915 code for a protein of 790 amino acids. Gene Ontology annotation, molecular function: ATP-dependent diacylglycerol kinase activity; calcium ion binding. The record is from RefSeq and is a predicted model, not a curated record.
UAGGGGCGGGGCGCCGCAGUGCCGUAGUAGCGGGCAGCCGGGACGCACUGCUUUGGAGCCGCGGAUACGCGAGCAGGCGCAGGACCCGGCGCUGCCUAGCCCCCGUCCCGCCGCCCCAGCCCCGCGGCGCCCGCUCGGGCCGUCCCCUUCCCCGAGAGGGCUGCGCUGGCGGGAAGGCGCCCAGACCACAGCCCCGGCCCCCCUUCCUGCCUCUCGGUUCCUCUUUCCUCCCAAGUAAGGGAAUAAGCCCCGAGGAAGGAGCGCCCCGGGGAACCGCGCAACCAAGUGUUGCAUGGUGAGGAGGAACAAGGAUUUCUGAAGACCUUGACUACGGAUAGAAGCAUGCUGUUGGAAGAGUAGCACAGGCCUUCUCUCAUCUGCUCAAACGUGCCCACUACUGCCAUAGACAACGUGCAUCCUCCGUGGUUCCUGAAGGGCCUGUCCACCGUGUACCUGCAGUGAGCCAGGCCCUGGGCUGGGCCUCAGCUUCACCCUGGUGAACAAAACAUCCCUGGCCUGAAGCACUCACACCCAGGUUAAAGAUGAGUGAAGAACGGUGGGUCUCCCUUACUCCAGAAGAAUUUGACCAACUUCAGAAAUACUCAGAAUAUUCUUCCAAGAAGAUAAAGGAUGUCUUGGCUGAGUUUAAUGAGGGUGGGAGCCUCAAACAAUAUGAUCCACAUGAGCCAAUUAGCUAUGAUGUCUUCAAGCUGUUCAUGAGGGCAUACCUGGAGGUGGACCUUCCUCAGCCACUGAGCACGCACCUCUUCCUGGCCUUCAGCCAGAAGCCCAGACAGGAGACCCCUGACCACCCAACGGAGGGGGCCAGCAAUGAGGCCAGUGGCCCAGAUGCCAACAUACAGAAUGUGGAUAAUGGUGCCAAAGCAGAUGAGGCGUGUGCCCCUGAUACAGAAUCAAAGAUCACCGAGAAGCAGGUGCCAGCAAAAGACCAAGUGGCUGCGACCCUCCUGGGAAAUCCUGUUGUUCCAUCUCCAGGCUCAGAAUCCCCUAUAGUGUACCUGAAGGAUGUCGUGUGUUACCUGUCCCUGCUAGAGACGGGGAGACCUCAGGAUAAGCUGGAAUUCAUGUUUCGUCUCUAUGAUUCAGAUGAGAACGGUCUCCUGGACCAGGCGGAGAUGGAUCGUAUUGUCAGCCAGAUGCUUCACAUUGCCCAGUAUCUGGAGUGGGAUCCCACGGAGCUGAGGCCUAUACUGAAGGAGAUGUUGCAAGGAAUGGACUACGACCGGGACGGCUUUGUGUCUCUAGAGGAAUGGGUCCACGGAGGGAUGACCACCAUCCCACUGCUGGUCCUGCUGGGCAUGGAUGACUCUGGCUCCAAGGGGGACGGGAGACAUGCCUGGACCAUGAAACACUUCAAGAAACCCACCUACUGCAACUUCUGCCACAUUAUGCUGAUGGGUGUUCGGAAGCAAGGCCUGUGCUGUGUUUAUUGUAAAUACACUGUCCACGAACGCUGUGUAUCCAAAAACAUUCCUGGAUGUGUCAAAACAUACUCAAAAACCAAAAGGGGCGGUGAGGUGAUGCAGCACGCGUGGGUGGAAGGGAACUCUUCUGUCAAGUGUGACCGGUGCCACAAAAGUAUCAAGUGCUACCAGAGCGUCACCGCGCGGCACUGCGUGUGGUGCCGGAUGACGUUUCACCGCAAAUGUGAAUUAUCAACGUUGUGUGAUGGUGGGGAACUGAGAGACCAUAUUUUGCUGCCCACUUCAAUAUGCCCUGUCACCCGGGACAGGCAAGGUGGGAAGUCUGAUGGCAGCGUGUCAUCCAAGGGUGAACUUGUGAUGCAGUAUAAGAUCAUCCCCACCCCGGGUACCCACCCCCUGCUGGUCUUGGUGAACCCCAAGAGUGGAGGGAGACAAGGAGAAAGAAUCCUUCGGAAAUUCCACUAUCUGCUCAACCCCAAACAAGUUUUCAACCUGGACAAUGGGGGGCCCACUCCAGGGUUGAACUUUUUCCGUGAUACUCCAGACUUCCGUGUUUUAGCCUGUGGAGGAGAUGGGACAGUUGGCUGGAUUCUGGAUUGCAUUGAUAAGGCCAACUUCGCAAAGCAUCCACCGGUGGCUGUCCUGCCUCUUGGAACAGGAAAUGACCUGGCCCGCUGUCUCCGCUGGGGAGGAGGUUAUGAAGGGGGCAGCUUGACAAAAAUCCUGAAGGACAUCGAGCAGAGCCCCUUGGUGAUGCUAGACCGCUGGCAUCUGGAAGUCAGCCCCAGAGAAGAGGUGGAGAAUGGGGACCAGGUCCCGUACAACAUCAUGAACAACUAUUUCUCCAUUGGUGUGGAUGCUUCCAUUGCACACAGAUUCCACGUGAUGAGAGAGAAGCACCCUGAAAAAUUCAACAGCAGGAUGAAGAACAAACUGUGGUACUUUGAAUUUGGCACCUCGGAGACCUUUGCGGCCACCUGCAAGAAGCUGCAUGACCACAUAGAGUUGGAGUGUGACGGGGUUGGGGUAGACCUGAGCAACAUCUUCCUUGAAGGCAUUGCCAUUCUCAACAUUCCCAGCAUGUACGGAGGCACCAAUCUCUGGGGAGAAACCAAGAAGAACCGGGCUGUGAUACGGGAAAGCAGGAAAGUCGUCACUGACCCCAAGGAACUGAAAUUCUGCAUCCAAGACCUCAGUGACCAGCUCCUCGAAGUGGUGGGGCUAGAGGGAGCCAUGGAGAUGGGGCAGAUCUACACUGGCCUGAAGAGUGCGGGCAGGAGGCUGGCCCAGUGCUCCUCUGUCACCAUCAGGACAAGCAAGUUGCUGCCAAUGCAAGUGGAUGGAGAGCCCUGGAUGCAGCCACCUUGCACAAUUAAAAUUACUCACAAGAAUCAAGCGCCUAUGAUGAUGGGGCCUCCCCAGAAGAGCAGCUUCUUUUCACUGAGGAGGAAGAGCCGUUCAAAAGACUAAACAACGUGCCAUAAUGCCAGUUAAACCAAGAGAGAAAAUAAGAAACUGUAACACAUACACACACACACACACACACACAUACGCACACGCACAUGCACACACGCACACUCAUCUCUAACCAGUGGAAGCAAAGCCACCCUUCAGGAAGAAAUCUUCAUCUUCCCAUACGUUCAUUCUCUCUUCUUCAACAAAGGACACACCCCAACAGAGCCAGGACCCCCAGAAAAUUUUGAAUGGACCCAGGGCCCACCAGGGUGAUGUUGGCUCUUGCAGCAACCUCCACAUUCCCAGAAGGCCUUGAGUGGGACUUUCUGAGACUGAAGGAGAAGUCCCCCUUUCUUCCAACCAGUCUUGCAAGGUCCCUCACGGACGCUCACAAGGAAGCAGGCUGCAGGUUUCCUGCCUAUGGUGAGAUCGGAUGUGGCCAAGGGAAAGCGCUCCCAUUCCAGAGAACUUACACAAAGGUCCCUCUGUACAGAGACAAACGGCCUCCAACUCUCAAAGCAUAACCCUUGGCAGGGCUCAGCAAGCGCACGUUGGUUUCUUAGUUGUCCUUCAAGCAGCAACUUCUGCCUGAACUUGCUGAGGAGGCAGAAAGGCUGUGGAAAGCUGUGUUUCCAUUCUUGGUUCUCCACACUGUCAGUGGGCACUUGUUAUUUUCCCAAAGCCUUCUCCUGGUGGCUGUGUGUUUGUUUGGAGACGGCUCCAAGAGCCCCCAGAGCUGCCUGUACAGCACACCUUAGAUGUGGUAUUUAUUUUCUUAGUUCUGUGAACACCUGGGAGGGAAAGCAGAGAAACUGGGAUUUAUUUUUCAAAUUGGUGUCAUAAUAUUGUGUAAAAAGGGAAGAAAAAAAACCACCCCCAGCUUCUUUCUUUUUCAAGCCAAAGCGUGUUUCCUGUUUGAGUUCCAAGCCCUGGUGGCAGACUAUUUCCUGAAGGCAGAGAAGAUGAGAAGGAAGGACCCUUUGCUGAGAAGACCAGGAGACAAACCAUCAGGUGGCUCCCACCUGCCUCUUUGCACCUACCACUCCCAGAGUGUGAGCUGAAGGCCCUUCUGAUGAUCUAAUGUGUGUGUACAUAUAUGUAGCAUAUAUAUUUAUAUAUAUAUAUAUAUAUA